Spirodela intermedia is the source of this 1408-nucleotide messenger RNA. Lineage: Eukaryota; Viridiplantae; Streptophyta; Magnoliopsida; Alismatales; Araceae. The record is from the annotation of a GenBank genome assembly.
AUGCUCCUCCACAUCGGCAAGGUCCCCACCCUCGUUGUCUCCUCCGUGGAGGCGGCGCGGGAGGUGCUCAAGAUCCAGGACCUCACCUUCGCCACCAGGCCCUUCUCCGCCGCGGGGGCCACCCUCACUAACGGCUGCCGCAACGUGUCCUUCGCCCCUGACGGCGAGCACUGGCGGCAGGGCAAGAAGGCCGCCGUCGUCCACCUCCUCAGCCCCAACAAGGUCCAGUCCCUCCGCCGGACGCGGGAGGAGGAAGCCGCCUUCAUGAUCCAGAAGAUCUCGUCGUCCCCUUCUCCGGCGACGGUGGACCUGAGCGGGUUACUUUACGCCUUCUCCGACGGCCUCGCCUGCAGAGUCGUCGCGGGGAGCUGCGCGGCGAGGGAGGUGAGGACCCAGAGAUUCCGGGAGGCGAUCAACGGGGCCACGGCGAUCCUCAGUGGACCGAGAUUGGAGGAGCUCUUCCCGAGCUUGGCGUGAGUGACGAAGCUUCCCGGAGCAGACUCGAGGUUGAAGAAGCUGGCGAAGAAGUGGAAUGCCCUCCUCGACGAGAUCGUGGCGGAGCACGAGAGGUGGGCGGGAAAGAGAGAGGAGGCGUAGGAGGUUGACUUCAUCGACCUCCUCCUUUCCGCAGACCCCGCCGUCGACUAUGCCUUCUCUAGAGAUGACGUCAAGGUCAUCUUCAUGGUGAGCAGCUGCCAUGGAUUAUGCUCUCUCUGUUGUGAUGUGGGUUUUAAGUCAUCUUCUCUAUCGUCGUCAUUCCUUCCAGGACAUCAUCGCGGCCGGAACGGACACCUCGUACGUGGUCCUGGAGUGGGCGAUGGCGGAGUGGAUGAAGAAUCCAGCGCUGAUGGAAAGGACCCAGAGGGAGGUGAGGGAGGCUGCCGGCGGCAAGCCGGCCCCCACGGAGGACGACGUCGCCGGUAUGUCCCACCUGCGGGCGGUGGUGAAGGAGGUCCUCCGGCUUCACAUGCCGGCGCCGCUUCUCAUCCCGCGAGAGGCCAUGGCGGCCACCCGCGUGCUGGGCUACGACGUCCCGGCAGGGACGAGAGUCUUUAUCAACGCCUAGGCCAUGGCAACGGAUCCGGAUUGGUGGGAGGUGCCGGAGGAGUUCCGGCCAGAGAGGUUCCUCCGGGAGGAGCCGCCGCCGCCGGCGGACUUCCGGGGGAGCGACUUCCAGUUCCUGCCGUUCGGGGCGGGGAGGAGGAUGUGCCCGGGGAUGAACUUCGCUAUCUGCGAGGUGGAGCUGGCCCUCGCCGGUCUCCUCUACCACUUCGACUGGUCUCUACCCGCUGGAAUGGUUCCGGAGGACCUCGACAUGGCCGAGUCCUCAGGAAUCACCGUCCGCCUGAAGACGCCCCUCCGCCUUGUUGCCGUUCCCCGCUCUCCGAACUCCGGUAUGCUCACUUGA